Prosopis cineraria is the source of this 3728-nucleotide messenger RNA. RefSeq names its product kinesin-like protein KIN-14N. The record is from RefSeq and is a predicted model, not a curated record. NCBI's taxonomy places the organism in Eukaryota, Viridiplantae, Streptophyta, Magnoliopsida, Fabales, Fabaceae. Gene Ontology annotation, biological process: microtubule-based movement. Gene Ontology annotation, molecular function: microtubule binding; microtubule motor activity; ATP binding.
ACUAGUCAUCUUCCUGCUCGCCAAAGCAACGAACGGCUUUGAUAUAUUUGUUGGCUUUCACUACAAUCCAAGGCCACACUCUAGAGGCACGCUCUCUCUUUCCUCCGUUUGCCUCUGCAACUGUGUGCGAGCUAUUCAAAAUCAAAAAUGGUCUCCAAGAACCAGAACCGCCCUCCAUUACCUCUCUCUUCCUCACCUUCAACCCCUUCUUCCCAGAAGAUAAUGGGCGAUGAGGUCCUCGUAGAUAGAGACCUACAACAAGCUGCAGGUGAAAAAAUGGUGGGAACUCCGAUUAAUGGAAGAACUAGGCAAGCUUUCACAGUUGUUAAUGGUGGGCACGAUCUUAGCCCGAAUAGUGCCCCGCCAAGCAAUGCCGGGUCAGACUGUGGUAUUAUAGAGUUCACAAGGGAGGAUGUGGAAGCAUUGCUGAAUGAAAAAGCCAAAAGGAAGGACAGAUUUAACUAUAAGGAAAGAUGUGAAAAUAUGGUGGAAUAUAUAAAGAGGCUUAAAGUUUGCAUCAGAUGGUUCCAAGAGCUUGAGUUGAACUACUCGCUAGAGCAAGAGAGGUUGAAAAAUUCCUUGGAAUUAACCCAGCAAAAGUGCAUGGAAAUUGAGCUACUGCUUAAAAUCAAGGAAGAAGAACUGAAUUCAAUUAUCAUAGAAAUGAGACGGAAUUGCACUUCUUUGCAAGAAAAAUUAAUCAAGGAAGAAACAGAAAAGUCGGUAGCAGUGGAAUCUCUUGCGAAAGAGAGAGAGGCGAGGCUUGACAUUGAGAGGUCACAGACUACUCUGUCAGAUGACCUUGGAAGAGCUCAAAGAGAGCUUCAAAGCGCAAAUCAGAAGAUAUCAUCACUCAAUGAUAUGUAUAAGCGGUUACAGGAUUACAUAACAAGCUUGCAACAGUACAAUGGAAAGCUUCAUACAGAGCUUUCUUCAGCAGAAGAUGAACUUAAGCGUGUAGAGAGAGAGAGGGCCACUGCUGUGGAGAACCUCACCAUGUUAAGGGCUCAACUUACUUUGUCCAUUUCCUCUCAAGAAGAGGCCGUGAAACAGAAGGAAGCUUUGACUAGUGAGGUUUCAUCUCUCAGAGCAGAGUUGCAACAAGUGAGAGAUGAUCGCGACCUCAGUUCAUCUCAAGUUCAAACCUUAAUUGAAUUAGCAAAAUUUAAAGAAUCUACAGAGAAGUCUUCCAUUGAACUGAACAACUUGACUAUAAAAACAAAUGAACUGGAGGCAAAAUGUUCUUCGCAAGAUAACCAGAUAAAAGAAUUGCAAGAGAAACUAACAACAGCAGAAAGUAAAGUACAGGUAUCUGAUGUAUCUGUACUUGAGACAAGAACAGAAUUUGAAGGUCGACAAAAUCUUAUAGAAGAGUUACAAAGACGUUUGGCAGAUGCAGAAUAUAAACUCAUAGAAGGAGAGGAGCUGAGGAAAAAGUUACAUAAUACAAUUUUGGAGUUAAAAGGGAACAUCCGUGUAUUCUGUAGAGUUCGACCUUUGUUGCCUGAUGAGAGUUGUAAUGGAGAGUGCAAGAUUAUAUCUUUCCCCACAUCAAUGGAGGCUGCAGGACGCAUUGAAUUGACCCCAACUGGUCAGAGAUAUUCUUUCACAUUUGAUAAAGUUUUUGCACCAGACACAUCACAAAAAGAAGUUUUUGUGGAAAUUUCACAACUUGUACAAAGUGCUCUUGAUGGUUACAAGGUUUGUAUAUUUGCCUAUGGUCAGACAGGAUCAGGGAAAACCUACACAAUGAUGGGGAGGCCAGGAAAUACAGGGGAAAAGGGCUUGAUACCUCGUUCACUGGAACAGAUAUUUCAAACAAGGCAGUCUCUGCAAUCCCAAGGCUGGAAAUAUGAAUUGCAGGUGUCAAUGUUGGAAAUAUAUAAUGAAACCAUUCGGGAUCUUUUAUCUACUAAUAGAUCAUCCUUGGAUGUAACACGUGUCGAAAAUGGUACUCCUGGAAAGCAAUACACAAUAAAACACGAUGCCAAUGGAAAUACAUACGUUUCUGAUCUUACAGUAGUGGAUGUUCACAGUGCUAAAGAGGUCGCGUUUCUCCUACAUCAAGCAGCCAAUAGCAGGUCCGUGGGAAAAACCCAAAUGAAUGAACGGUCAUCAAGAAGUCAUUUUGUGUUCACUCUUAGAAUCUAUGGUGUUAAUGAGAGCACUGACCAACAAGUACAAGGUGUUCUGAAUCUGAUUGAUCUGGCUGGGAGUGAGCGUCUCUCAAAGAGUGGAUCAAUCGGGGACCGACUGAAAGAGACUCAAGCAAUCAAUAAAAGUUUGUCAUCAUUAAGUGAUGUUAUAUUUGCCUUGGGAAAGAAGGAAGAUCAUGUACCAUUCAGGAACUCAAAGCUUACAUAUCUACUCCAGCCUUGUCUGGGAGGAGACUCAAAGACAUUGAUGUUUGUGAACAUAUCUCCUGAACCUUCUUCAGUUGGAGAGUCAUUGUGCUCUCUGCGAUUUGCAUCCAGAGUAAAUGCUUGCGAGAUUGGGACACCUCGGCGACAAACCAAUGGACGCCCUGUGGACUCACGCUCGAGCUAUUUCUAAUCUUAAGAUAGAUGGAGAUAUUCUUUGACUAUAUAUGGGACAAAAAAGCGCCAUGCAAUUGUGGUGAUGGUGACUUGAAUAAAAUGAAUACGAGUUUGAUUCUAACACUAGCAUAUAAGAUUGUAUAGUCGAGAACUUACUGAUGUGCUUCUUGUUUAUCAAGCAUGAUCUAUUGUUGAAUCCAUGAACCGAGAGUGAAUGUGCAAGACUUAUUUAGAUGGAAAUUUGACUAUAUGUAUUUUUUAAUUUGCAAAAAUUUUUUAAAAUACUAAUAAUAGAUUCGAGAAUGUCCAAGCUUAAAAUAUAUGCAUAGAUAGUGAUCUGAGGAAGGCCAACGACAAACGAUUGGGAGUUGGGAUGGAGUCAUAUGAUGCAGAAGUCUUUCGUAGGGUUCUUGAGAACGUCACGUGCGAUGGAAUGCUGUGCAGAAGAGCAGGCGUCCAAGAAAGAAUUAGGACAAAGUUGAUGCGAUGGAACAAGGGAUUGCUUUCGUCUCUUUCCUUCUGGGCCGGGAAUGGAAAUGUCGUUAAGCUUCUUUGGAUCAAUCGAUAGUGUGCUUAUCAGUCUACUUUUGCUUGAUUCUCAUGCCAGUGGACUCGUCGAUCAGCUUUAGGCUCAUUAACUUCAUUUCUGAAGUGAGCAUGAAGUCCGAAUUUUUUAGAUACUGAGAAAGCGUCUUUCGUGAUGAAAGUUGCAAGUUCGGAUUCAGGAUUGACAAAGAAAUCAGCAAAGCGCAGCUGGAGCUGAAUCUAUUUUAGCACACUCUUUAAGAGUUUUGGAGUUCCAACAGAUUCUGAUUUGGAGGAGGGUGGGGAGUCAACUGUUCACGUCCGCCACCACCAUGCACACAAUCUGACAGUACGGAGAGUGUGCACGCAAAGGAAAAAACAAAAAGGUUCAAAAGAUCCUAAAAGGAUGAAUUCGAGUAAGGCUAGCUCGGACCAAGGCUGACUGUUAUCAUAGGCAAUGAUGAGCAGAAUCAUGAUGGCCAUGCUGUCAAUAAUGGAAAAAACGUGCAACAGUACAUUCAUGCUUGUCUAUCGGUCAUGAGUGAUAGCGUUAUUAAGUAGUUGGUCAUAGUAACUAAUCAUGGUUAAAUUAUGUAACUGACUUUGUUAUUAUUAUCUGCACGCGCGUGAUUCCCUUUAUAUAUUAUACUAAUCACUAUUAAUGAA